Oryza brachyantha (malo sina) is the source of this 1132-nucleotide messenger RNA. RefSeq lists its product as uncharacterized. The record is from RefSeq and is a predicted model, not a curated record. NCBI's taxonomy places the organism in Eukaryota, Viridiplantae, Streptophyta, Magnoliopsida, Poales, Poaceae. The coding region runs from base 11 to 874 and encodes 287 amino acids. The transcript has a single exon.
UAAGUCUUAUAUGUCAUUUUUUUAUUUUUUACUCUCCCCUCUCCCCUCUCUCUCUUCUUCCUCACUUUCAUGUUUCUCUAGAGCGCUGCCGGCAAGGGUGGGGGCGAGCGACCGCAGGCGCAGGCAAGCGGCGGCCGACGCGGGCGGCGGUGGCGAGCGCGUGCACCAUGCCGCGGUGGCAAGCGGCAUCAGGCGUGGCCGAGCGCGUGCAGCGUGCACCGGGUGUUCGUCGGGAGCGCGGCCCCUCUUCGCUUGCCUCCACGCCUCCUCCUCCGCCGCUGACCGCCUCGCCGUCGCCUGCGUCAAGCACGAGUGCGCGUCCACCAAGCCAACCAAGAUGGACGGCGCCAUCCAGACCGUCUACCCGCGCAAGAACUGGUCCUCCAUGGUGCUCUACAACUGCGGCCAUCCCAAGAGCACCCAGACCGACGCGUUCCUCCACCGCUUCGCCUGGCACGAUGACGACGAGAUCGGCGAGAUCCCCUUCGCCUGGCACUUCCUCGUCGGCCACAACAAGGUCAACCCGUCCACCCAGCCCAAGGCCAUCCACUACACCUCCGGUGGGCCAUGGUUCGAGAGGUACAAGAACUGUGACUUCACCGAGCUUUGGAUCAAGGAGGCUGAGGAGCUCAAGGCCGACAAGGAGAAGGAGAAGCAGCAGCAGCUCAUCAAGGCCAACGGCGGCGGCGAGGAGGAGAAGAAGAAAGAGGGGAAUUUGCCGCUUGCCACCGCUGCACACUGCGCGCGCUCGCCACCGUCGCUCACGUCGGCCGCCGCUGGCCCGCGCUUGCUGCCGCUCGUCCCCACCCUCGCCGGCAGCGCUCUGGAGAGAGGAAGAAGAGAGCGGGGGAGAGGAAGGGAGAAGAGAGAGUAAAAAAAUAAAAAAAAUGUUAUGUGGGACCCAUUCGAUGGCACGAUAGCGAAACCGGUCAAAGUAUAGGUCAAUACUACCGAGGAACCUUUUGUGAACGGAUUAUAUGAAAUUAGAGGUACACAUUUUCGGUAUUGCGGCUAAGGGAUGAAAAACAAACUCGGUUUUAAGGUUAGAGACCUCUGGUGGACUUUUUCAUUUAAGUAAAGAAAAGCAAUCGUACAAACUGGUACGUAGGCCGCGUUCAGCUUGAGGGUGCAA